CGAGCAGCAAAGCAGGAAGUGUUCGUGGAAACAACCGAAAGCGCACUUAAACUCACUAAAAUGACAGCGAUGGAGCAUUUGUUUCACGGGAUACAUCGUUUACUGAGACCGUGGGUGGUCUGUGUGUCUCUUUUCACAUUUCAUGGACUCGCCGGUAAAAUGAAGAUAGUAGAGGAGCCAAACACAUUUGGGUUGAACAAUCCUUUUCUGACUCAGGGAAGCAGACUACAGCCUAAAGUGACCCCUUCUCCAGUCUCAGGCCCUGCACACUUUCAUCGGCUUGCUGGGAAGUGCUUCAGUCUCACAGAGUCAACGUAUAAAUAUGAAUUAUGUCCCUUUCACAACAUCACCCAACACGAACAGUCAUUUAGAUGGAAUGCCUACAGUGGGAUACUUGGGAUCUGGCAGGAGUGGGAAAUAGAAAACAACACGUUCACAGGCAUGUGGAUGAGAGACGGGGACGCGUGUGGAAUGAGGACCAGGGAAACAAAGGUGAUCUUCGUCUGCAGUCCAAGCAGCAAGCUCGCUCAAGUCUCAGAGCCCAGUACUUGUGUGUACUGGAUCACCUUUGAGACCCCACUUGUUUGCCAUCCACAUUCCCUUUUAGUGUAUCCAACACUGAGUGAGAAGCUCCAAAGGGAAUGGGAUGAAGCUGAGCAGGCUCGCUAUGAAGAUCUCAUCACUGAGCAGGGAUACAACAAUCUUCUGAAGGAUAUUUUUGAGGACGCCGGCCUCCUGAAGAGCCGAAAAGUUAAGGAAAAGCAACCAGAAGUUGCAGCCGAUUCAGAAACACACAACUCUCUACAGAAGUGUAAAGAGGAUUUCCAAAAGCAGAGAGAAGAGAUUGAGCGACUUCAUGCUCUCCUCAAUCGACACAACAUUCCCUUCGAUUCAAAGCAAAAUGAUGCAAAAGGACCAGUGGUUACUACAGCUAAGGAUGAUCAACACCUACGGGGAGAUCACGGAAUAGUCGAUCUGCUGUGAGAAAUCUCAGAGGAAGUGAACUCUCCCAAAAGCACAUCGGCUGAAAGCCUUUGUUGAACAACAUGAGCGACCCAAACACUCGCUGGACAAUAUUGAAAAGUAACUGCAUUCAUUACAGGUUCAUUUGAAUGCAUCACAAUGAAGAAUAUAAAUG
Molecule: messenger RNA, 1138 nt
Organism: Pungitius pungitius (ninespine stickleback)
Lineage: Eukaryota; Metazoa; Chordata; Actinopteri; Perciformes; Gasterosteidae
Gene: gnptg
Product: N-acetylglucosamine-1-phosphate transferase subunit gamma
Exons: 11
Coding region: 61-984 (307 amino acids)
Cellular component (GO): Golgi apparatus
Source: RefSeq, a predicted model, not a curated record